Symsagittifera roscoffensis is the source of this 4043-nucleotide messenger RNA. RefSeq names its product inner centromere protein A-like. Bases 1 to 3369 code for a protein of 1122 amino acids. The transcript is spliced from 8 exons. Gene Ontology annotation, molecular function: GTP binding. Lineage: Eukaryota; Metazoa; Xenacoelomorpha; Acoela; Convolutidae. The record is from RefSeq and is a predicted model, not a curated record.
AUGAAUCCCAACUACUGGGUGGAUCGGCUGUUGGCUUGUGCCAGAAAACUGGAACACCCAACAGUGCCCCCCUCCAUAGCUAAUGAUGUCAACUCGCUUCCGGACGUCCAAAUGGAUGCAAUGGGACUCCCUCUGACUACUCUGGAAGAGGAAGAGAGAGCGGAAAGACAGAACACAUCACGGCACGCACAAGUGGCGGUGAGGAGCAGCGAAAUGUCAAGUGGACCUCAGAGUAGUAGUCUUGUUGAAGACAUCAACGGGAACACGUUCAAGAAAGUAAUAAUUGUGGGCAAGACAGGGACAGGCAAAAGUAGCCUGUGUAAUGUGGUGGCAGGCAAAGCCUACGAUGCAGAUCUGUUCCCUGUUUCCGCAGAGGCGCAAGGGUGUACCGACCUAACCACCUUUGGCAACGUCUUUUAUAACGGAAAUAGGGAGACGCCCGUAUCCCUAAUUGACACAGUGGGGUUUGACGACCCCGAAAGGGAUGCGAACGCCAGGCUCAUCUCCAACCUCGUGAUCAAACUAAGAACCAAAUGCGAUUAUGUCAACCUAUUCGUUAUAACUGUGAAUGAACAAGAUCCUCGGCUAGAUGGGAGCCUUAAGUUUCCCAGAGGGAAGGGACUCAAAAACCACAUACUAGACUCGUGCAGAGACAAGAGUUAUCGGGAUGAGGAGGAGGCCUUCCAGAAGGGAAAGCAAGAACUGUGGAAGAUGGUCAAAAUGGCGCCCCCACUGGACACAGAAGAUGUGAAUAAGGUGAAGACAGAGUCGAUGAAACUGAAACAGGAAAUAGAAGAAAAGAAAAAAGAACAGGAGCUGAGUGAGAUGCAAAGACAAUUCUCGCAGAAGAUGGAAUCUUUUGAGCGAAAAACUGAAGAAGAUCGUGAGAGAAUCGAGAAGAAACACAUUGCGGAGAUGGAAACUUUGAAGCGAAAAACUGAAGAAGAUCGUGAGAGAAUCGAGAAGAAACACGUUGCGGAGCUGGCGAAACUGACCGAGGAAAGAGAGGAGGAUCGGGAAAUGUUAGAGGCGAAAGUUGAGAAGCUGAAACAAGGUAUUUUCAAUGAACAGCUGAAGAACAAAGCAGAACUUGACAAGUUGCAAAAACAGUUCGAAGACCAGCAAAAGGAGGAGGAACAGAACAAAAAAAUGUUGAUAACUGCAGGAAACAAUCAUUCCAAGUUGGCGGAUCAAAUUGAGCAGCUGAAUUUGCGGCAGCAAAAGAUGCAAGAGCAGUUCAGACGAGAGAGGGUCGAGCAAGAGGAGAAGCUGAAUGCAAAGCAGAAGCAGAUUGAGAAGCAGGAGCGGGAAGCGGAGGAGAGGUUUGAGAGACAGAAGGCGGAGGCGGAGGAGAAGUUGAGACAGCAGCAGAGUGUGGCAGCUCUGGCAGAGCAGAGACAGAGAGAGGAACUGGUCAACCAAGAAGUGGCGGCGAGUAGCAGCGAAAUGUCAAGAGGACCUCAGAGUAGUAGUCUUGUCGAAGACAUCAACGGGAACACUUUCAAGAAAGUGCUAGUUGUGGGCAAGACAGGGACAGGCAAAAGUAGCCUGUGUAAUGUAGUGGCAGGCAAAGCCCACGAUGCAGAUCUGUUCCCUGUUUCCGCAGAGGCACAAGGGUGUACCGACACAACCACCUUUGGCAACGUCUUUUAUAACGGAAAUAGGGAGACGCCCGUAUCCCUAAUUGACACAGUGGGGUUCGACGACCCCGAAAGGGAUGCGGACGCCAGCAUCAUCUCUGACCUUGUGAUCAAACUAAAAACCAAAUGCGAUUAUGUCAACCUAUUUGUUAUAGCUGUGAAUGGACAAGAUCCUCGGCUAGAUGGGAGCCUUGUCGGAACGAUUCGUGUUUUUGAAGGCAUGUUUGGUGCGAAGUUUUGGUCGCAAGCUGUGAUAGUUUUUACUCGGCUAAAAAUGGAUUCACGAAGUAUCGAAUCACGAAAACGAAUAACCAAACAAACCGACGCUCAGUUGGCGGCCAAAUACAUAAGGUCCGUGCAACAGAAGUUUCCCAGAGGGAAGGGACUCAAAUACCAUAUACUAGACUCGUGCAGAGACAAGAGUAAUCGGGAGGAGGAGGAGGCCUUCCAGAAGGGAAUGCAAGAACUGUGGAAGAUGGUCGAAAGGGCGCCCCCACUGGACACAGUAGAUGUGAAUAAAGUGAAGACAGAGUGGAUGAAACUGAAACUGGAAAUAGAAGAGAAGGAAAAGCGGCUGGCAGAAGUGGAGCAGCAGAGAAGAGAGGAAGAAGAACGCAGACAACAGGAGCUGAGUGAGAUGCAAAGACAAUUCUCGCAGCAGAUGGAAACUUUGAAGCGAAAAACUGAACAAGAUCGUAAGAGAAUCGAGAAGAAACACGUUGCGGAGAUGGAAACUUUGAAGCGAAAAACUGAAGAAGAUCGUAAGAGAAUCGAGAAGAAACACGUUGCGGAGCUGGCGAAACUGACCGAGGAAGGAGAGAAGGCUCGGGAAAUGUUAGAGGCGAAAGUUGAGAAGCUGAAACAAGACAUGUUCAAUGAGCAGCUGAAGAACAAGGCAGAACUUGACAAGUUGCAAAAACAGUUCGAAGACCAGCAAAAAGAGCUGGUAACUGAACGAAAGAAUCAUUCCGAGUUGGCGGAUCAAAUUGAGCGGCUGAAUUUGCAGCAGCAAAAGAUGCAAGAGCAGUUCAGACGAGAGAGGGUCGAGCGAGAGGAGAACCUGAGUGCAAAGCAGAAGCAGAUUGAGAAGCAGAAGCGGGAAGCGGAGGAGAGGUUUGAGAGACAGAAGGCGGAAGCGGAGGAGAAGUUGAGACAGGAGCAGAGAGUGGCAGCUCUGGCAGAGCAGAGACAGAGAGAGGAACUGGUCAACCAAGCUCAGUGGAAGAAGACUGCGGAGAUAAUGUUGAGAGGAUCAAAAGGGAAGAGCACAGAGAAUACAGCAGUGGAUAUCAGAGAUGCCUUUAUGAAUACAUACUCUGGGAGCAUUUGGUUCAUCUAUGUCUGUGAUAAAAACAGUGACUAUAGUGUCAAGUGUAAAGAUGGAGUGGGUGAGACAGCAGAGUGGAAGAACAAGACAGAGUACCCCUACAACAUGCACAUCUACACUGUCCCUAGGUCAGACUACAGCAGACAAAAAGCAACUGAUGAGGAGAGAGAGAAGAUAGAGAGUGUGAGUAAGAGUGUGUUGUCUGAUAUGGAGAGUAGAGUGGGUAUGACGUCACAGAAGAUGAGGGAUGAGCUCAUCACCCGUCUGGGCAGAAGUGGACUCAAGUGGAUGUAUGUUAGAGUGGGGACAGGGGAUGAAUAUGGGAUUGAUUAUUGUAUUGCGAGUCGCUCUGUUGAUACAUGUGGCUCCAACUGUUCUAUUGCAAUCUACCUGGAUGACUAAACAUGUAGCACCACUGGACUUCAACCUCAUUCAAUCGGAUGCUUUUAUUGGAUACUCUUAGAUAAACCACUCAAAACCGUUGAAAUCUUGCGCGGUUUUUGAGCGUUUUUUUUUUAGAUAAACCGUUCAAAAACCGCUCAAACCGCUCAUUUUGAAGCAAGAUUUUGAGCGUAAUUGUCUAAAAAAAACCGCUCAAACCGCUCAAAUCUUGCUUCAAAUCAGGUUAAAAAUCUCGACUCGGGCAGUGCACACUCAUCCACUACCCGAGUCGAGAUUUCUUUACCAUCCACCAUCCUUGUUCACUCCUUCCACCCAUCUCUCUCUCCCUCUACUCAAGUGCUAUGCUAUAUUUCUCAUACUUUUUCAUUUACUUGUCCUAGAUCUCAACACAUCAUCACUAUCUCUCAUUUCCACAUGAACUUUUAUUACAAUAUAUAGCAACACUUUUCAUCUGUUAUGUUUCCCUGAUUUCCCACAGACCGCCUUGCCUGGUUCACCAGUUAAGCGUACUUCACAGCCGAUGAAUCGAAUUCGAUUCUGUUUCCUCUGAUUGUCAAAUGACAUCAAAUUGAUCAAACUGAAAUGACAUAUGUUUUCACUAUUGCAGUGAUGUAAUUCAUUUUCUCCAGCAUUAGCGAUCAUUAUAUUAAUAAUAGUCUUAUCACAAUUUUUAA